GUACAGCAUGUCUGUUUCGGUGGCGAGGCGCGUGGCGGUGGCGAGUGCAGCAGCGACUGGCGUUGCCUUAACGGACCGAGAUCGACGGGACGCCUUUACAGGAGCCGCAAAUGGCGCAAUUCGCUUCGGCCGCGCCUUCGGGUAUGGAGCGGCCGUCAGCUUGGACUACAAGUACCGUCUAAGGAACCUUGAGAGGGGAUCCGACGAAUACGAGGCUGUACGAAAGGAGGUCAACCUACGGGCAGCCCAGCGCCUGCUCCACGUUUGCUCGAUCCACGGCGGCGUUUACACGAAGUUCGGGCAAUAUAUCUCGUCCAUGAACCACGUCCUGCCGAAGGAGUUCACGGAGACUCUUAAGGUCUUGCAGGAUCGCAACCCGAGUGUGGGAUUGAGCGAGGUGGCAAGGACCGUCAGGAGGGAGCUGGGGGCCGAGAUCUCGGAGUUGUUUCGGGAGUUCGACGAGAAGGCUAUCGCCGCCGCCAGCCUCGCGCAGGUGCAUCGUGCUGUGACAUUGGCUGGCGAGGAGGUGGCGGUGAAGCUCCAGUACCCGGGGCUAGAAAGCCAGGUGCACAAGGACUUGCUGGGUAUGCGCUUUCUGGCCGGUCUGCUAGGAGCCGUGUUCCCGGAGUACCAGUACACGUGGUUGUUCCCCGAGUUCGAGGAAAGCAUCAGCCUAGAGCUGGACUUUGUGCAGGAAGGGACGAACUCGGAGAGGGUGGCAAGGAUGUUCAGAGGGAACCAGAGCGUCUUCGUGCCGGCGAUUCACUGGGACCUCUCCAGCAGAAGGGUGUUGACGAUGGAUUUCGUGCACGGCCUUAAGAUUAGCGACAGGGAGGGGAUCGAGCGAAGGGGGAUGGACCCCACCGGAGUGGCUCGAACGGUCACGAGAACGUUUGGGGACAUGAUUUACUGCCAUGGGUUUCUGCACUGCGAUCCACACCCAGGCAACCUCAUGGUGCGGCCCAAGCCUUCAUCGAGGAACGCGAAGGUGGCGGCCAGGGGCAUCGCAGAAUCGGGGGACGCCACAAGAUCGGCGGCACCGAAGCGGAACAGCGUCGCGCACCAGGUAGUCCUCCUCGACCAUGGCAUGUACCGUCGCCUAGAGCCAGAUUUUCGCCUGACGUACUCCAAGCUUUGGAAGGCGUUCAUGACGAGGGAUACCGCGCUGGGGGAGCGCUGCGCCGUCGAUCUCGGCGUGGAGCCCGGCCUCUACGACGCACUGUCGCUCAUCCUGACAUGGCGGCCUACGUCCACGACCGCGCGAACCGGACAACGAAUAACGGAGGAGGAACGACAGGCGCUGGUGGCCAAGUACAAGGUUAUCUUGUCGCACGAUAGCCUCAACGCCUUCCUAGAGAGGCUUCCCAGAGAUAUGCUCUUCGUCAUGCGCACCAGCGAUCUUGUCCGGAGUCUCAACAAGGACCUCGGAGGUACGACGAGGGAUCGACUGAUCGUGCUGGCAGAGAGUGCCGUACGCGGUCUCAACAUCCCUAACACCACCGCUGCCGCCGCCCCCGCGACGGAAACCCCUGGAAGAAUGUCUCGAGAAGAAGCCGAGGGUUUCGUAGAGAGCAGCAAGGCCCUCUCCGAGGAGGAGGCGUUCCGAGAGUUUUUGGAGAAAGAGUGCACCCUUUUGGGGGUAGUAGUGAGCCUGUGACCAUGGAGGACUUCCGCCUCAGGGGCUCCGUCACCCGGCGAAGCUCGCCCUCUCCAGCCCCCACGCCGGCGUUAACCGCCUGGUCUCCUCCGAGAGGGGCAUGACGGCCCCCAGAGGCCUGUCUUGGUGGGACUGGGCAAACCUUCGAAUCCGCAUCUGGACCAUCGACAGCGUGCUGAGGUUGGUGUGGUGGUGGCAACGGCGGAAGUCGUUCACCGACAGGGACAUUGGAUAACGGAAGCCGUUGCCUGCCCGCCUGCCUUCGAAGGUUUUUGGUUGCGCUACUACUCUACACCAGCCCCGUGCUACCCGCAUGGACAAAUCGUAGCGGCCUCGGUUUGGUAUGCUCUGAGGGCUUGGUGGUGUUCAAAGUGCGACAUGAGCCCAUCGGUGAAGUUGAGAGGGCGUCGGGCAGGAAAGUCAGCUGCCUGCCUGCAGGGUUGGAUGGAUGUCUCAACGCGGUGGACCAUAGAAUUAUCAUCGGCAUCGUCGCAGUAGGAGCUGUCGGCGUGCUAAGUUAGCCGUUCCCGCUAGCCUGAAGUUCGUUGUGUAGCGUUGCCCGUCCAGCGCGUGCUCCGCCGUUGGCCCAUGUUGUCGAGAGGCUUAGUUCUUGGGUUCAACCUAUCAAAACCUUUGUGUAACCUGUAGAUGAAGCUUGGCCUCUCCACCCGCCCCCUGAAGAAAAAAAACUGCUUAGUACCGGAGUCACUACUGCUGUCCAUUGGAAAGUUGGAGAAACACAACGUUCCACUGAGUUUGUUAACAAAAAAAAUACUUUGUGGAGGGGCGCGUUGUCCGUGCGUCAGUUUCUUGGGAAUCCCGCCGAGAGGAGCUCGUGAGGGAGGGAGGGAGGGAGGAUAGCCCUUGUUUCGUUUUGCGCCGUUCAGCGUCUAGACUACCGUUCGUUCGAAGAAACAAAUCCCAUCUAUCCCGGACUCUCAUGUUUGUGGAAGAGAUGAUUAUUUCGUGAUGUAAGAAAAGAAAGAAGCGACCAAUCCUUGGAAAGAGCUUCUGUACCACAUAUUACGGUCGGUCGAAUGCAUAAAGUGAGGGACACAACGGAAGGAAAGGA
Molecule: messenger RNA, 2729 nt
Organism: Ectocarpus sp. CCAP 1310/34
Lineage: Eukaryota; Phaeophyceae; Ectocarpales; Ectocarpaceae
Source: the annotation of a GenBank genome assembly